This is a messenger RNA of Fusarium oxysporum Fo47, 1504 nucleotides long. Its product is annotated as aldehyde dehydrogenase. The record is from RefSeq and is a predicted model, not a curated record. Lineage: Eukaryota; Fungi; Ascomycota; Sordariomycetes; Hypocreales; Nectriaceae. The coding region runs from base 32 to 1444 and encodes 470 amino acids. The transcript is spliced from 6 exons. Gene Ontology annotation, molecular function: succinate-semialdehyde dehydrogenase (NAD+) activity.
CAGAACCUCAGACCAUCGCACUACCAUUAGUAUGCUGAAAUCACUCAUCAGACGAACGGGUCAUAUCAACCAAGGCGCCCUUCCCUUGUCUAGAGGACAUAGAAGCCUUAGUACCAACUUUUCAGUGCCACUUAUCAUCAAUGGCCAGCAGGUACACACUUCCGAAUCUUUUCCAGUUACCAGCCCUUUGACCAAUAAAGAAAUAUGGUCCUUUUCCUGUGCCAAGGAUGAGCAUAUACAAAAAGCUGUCCAAAGUGCCCAUACUUCGAGCAGACGGGAUAUCUUCCUCAAGGCCGCUGAUACAAUGGAUCGGCGACGGGCCGAGCUGGGGGAAUAUAUGCAUCAUGAGAUCAGCGCCAAUAAGUUCUACCAAGAUUUUAUCCUUAGAGUCACAAUUGAAGGGUUGCGAGAUACUGCUGGUAGGAUAGCUGGGGCUAUAACGGCUAUGGUACACAAAAAACCGUAUGGAGUCGUGCUUAGAAUAGCACCUUGGAAUGCGCCUUAUAACCUCGGCCUUCGAUCAGUCCUCUUUGCUCUAGCUACUGGCAAUACGACAAUUUUGAAAGGCUCAGAAUAUAUACCUCGAUGUUACUGGGCAAUCUAUGACGUCCUACGUGAGGCUGGUCUGCCUGAUGGUUAUUUAAACUUACUAUUCCAUUCACCGGCUGAAGCGGCUAGCACCAUCGACAGCCUUGUUUCACACCUACUUGUCAAGAAGAUCAACUUUACUGGUAGUACUGGAGUCGGGAGGAUCAUCUCGGCCACUGCUGGGAAGCACUUGAAGCCUAUCUUGAUGGAGCUUGGAGGAAAGGCCAGUGCAAUCGUACUCAAGGACGCUGAUCUGGAACAAGCUGCUCGCCACUGCGUACAAGGAGCUUUCCUUAACGCUGGCCAAAUCUGCAUGUCCACGGAACGCAUUAUUGUUCACGAAUCUAUCGCGUCUGAAUUCCAGGACCUCCUUAGCCAUGUCAUAAGAAAGAACUUUGGCACCGCAUAUGAUACGCCUGCUGUGGUGACUUCAGCCUCGGCCAGUCGUAAUCGCGACCUUAUCUCAGAUGCCAUAUCCAAAGGAGCAUAUCAGGUUAAGAUCUUUGGGGAUGAAUAUGCCCAUGAGACGGAGACUAAGAUAAGACCUGUCGUCCUCGGUAACUCAUUUGGCCCCAGUGUAUCCCUUUUUAUAUUUCAGACGCACCGUGAAGCGCUAGAUUUAGCAAACGACAUAGAAUACGGCUUGACUGCUUCGAUUUUCUCUAAGGAUUUGAAGGCAGCCUUUGAUCUAGCUAAUGAUUUGGAGUCAGGGGCAGUUCAUAUUAACUCUAUGACGGUGCAUGAUGAGUCUUCUCUCCCUCACGGGGGUGUAAAGGAUAGUGGAUUUGGUCGAUUCAAUGGUUCUCAAGGAUUGGACGAGUUUCUUUAUUAUAAGACAGUUACCUGGAUGGAGUGAUACUUAUAUAGUUGUACUACAUAUUUGUAUAAGCCAGCAAUGAACCAGUUUUAAGCUUCA